Messenger RNA from Limulus polyphemus (Atlantic horseshoe crab), 377 nucleotides. RefSeq lists its product as uncharacterized. The record is from RefSeq and is a predicted model, not a curated record. The transcript has 3 exons. NCBI's taxonomy places the organism in Eukaryota, Metazoa, Arthropoda, Merostomata, Xiphosura, Limulidae. The annotation marks the transcript as partial.
UGGUAGUCAUUCAGAACUGGCGAGUAUGUUUUGUUUUCAACAUGGUCGUAUUGACGUUAUUGCUUAAUAUUCCUCCUUCAGGAACCUUCUUCUCGUGCAGCAGCUACCUUUAUCGUGCUGGUAAGGAUAGACAUCGGCUUUUUUCAGGAUGGUAUACUCUCGAGGUAGGCGGAAAGGAACAACGUGUAUACUGCAACAUGGACAUUUUAGGUGGAGGUUGGAUGCUGGUCUUGAGGAGCUCAGGACAAAUACCUACUCCUUGGAAUAGAACGAACGUGAUGAGUCUUUACGAGAGUCAGUUCCACCAAGCUGAUGACUUUUCAAUUCUCAAAAAGGCAGACUCCAUUAUUCGAAACAAUAACGUCAAUGGAAUAGAG